AUGCAUUACAGUAUGUGUGUCUUGAUAGCCUCUAGGAUUACAGAACAAUUCCUUGCACAACCGAUUUCCGCAGAAGCUCAAAAGUUGACUGGCAAAGCAUUAGUGGAGUAUGUGAACCAGCGACAGCCUUUUUUCAAGGUGCAGGUUUUUUCAAAUUUCGACUCUCGGAAGGUAUGGAAGAACUGCCCUUCAAUAGAUUACAUCCGUGACCAAUCGAAUUGUGGCUUGCAAUCAAAAUCUGUGCCCUUUACAGGCUCGUGCUGGGCUGUCUCAGCUGCAUCGACAAUGUCUGAUCGUAUUUGUGUUCAAUCAGAAGGCAAAGUGAAGACGAUACUUUCCGACACCGAUAUCGUUUCAUGCUGCGGAAAUGCCUGCGGAGAUGGAACCUUUGCUCUAGUUAAAUGGUCAUACUCCAUCCUCAAUCAGGAAGAUGCCAUACAAGAAAUGCUCAUGAGAAAGGGACCAGUUCAAGCAAUCUUCAUCGUUUAUGAGGACUUCAGCUAUUACCAAAACGGGAUCUAUGUGGUCUCUCCUGAUCAGUUCACACAAGCUCAUCUUGGCGAAGUCCCAUUCAUUCUCUUCGCAUUCUUCAUCGCACAAUCAUGCCAGAAGGAGCUCACAAUGAUGCAGUUGCUUGCUCAACCGAUCCCAGAAGAAGCACAAAAGUUGACAGGGAAAGCUCUGGUGGAUUAUGUGAACAAAAGACAAUCGUUUUAUAGGGCAGAGUACUCGGAAAAAGCGAGAAGUCGCAUACAGAGUUUGAUGAAAACGGAAUACAUAGGGAAAGCCCGUGAGAUGUAUAAAGUUGCAAAAAAGGCCAAGCCAUACAAUAACGACACCAGCGACAUUCCUGAAAGGAAGCUUUUUGCAGGUUCAUGCUGGGCCGUAUCGGCCGCGGAAACAAUGUCCGAUCGAUUAUGCAUACAGACGAAAGGGAAAGUGAAGGUUACACUGUCGGACGUUGAUAUCCUGUCCUGCUGUGGAGAAAUCUGCGGAUAUGGGUGGGUUUCCAACUGA
Molecule: messenger RNA, 1017 nt
Organism: Haemonchus placei
Lineage: Eukaryota; Metazoa; Nematoda; Chromadorea; Rhabditida; Trichostrongylidae
Source: the annotation of a GenBank genome assembly